Messenger RNA from Moneuplotes crassus, 995 nucleotides. NCBI's taxonomy places the organism in Eukaryota, Ciliophora, Spirotrichea, Euplotida, Euplotidae. The record is from the annotation of a GenBank genome assembly.
GCUGAAAAAAUCUAAAGAUAAAAAUCUUUAACAAAAUGGCUGACAAAAACACUUAUGCUGAACUUUCAGAUGGCACCAAGAUGCCACUGAUGGGCUACGGUACUUUCUUAAGCACUGAAGAGGACAAACUUAUUGAGAAUAUUGUCCAUGCAGUCGUUGAUGUUGGAUACAGACAUAUUGACACUGCUUCCCUCUAUAUGAACGAAGAAAUCAUCGGCAAAGCUCUAGCCCAGUGCUUCGAGAAGGGAAUCAAUAGAGAAGACCUCUUCAUUACCACCAAAGUCUGGAGAACUGAUUUCGGAGAUGUCGAAGGAUCGAUUAAAGGAUCUCUUGAAAAACUAGGACUUGAGUAUGUAGAUCUUCUUUUGAUUCAUUGGACUGUGACAGAUGUAGACUGGGAGACAUACGAAAUCAAAGGUCCAUCAAUGUAUGAGACAUGGAAGCAGUUCGAGAAAGUCAAGGAAGACGGACUCACUAAAAGCAUUGGUGUAUCCAACGCUAACAACAUGAUCUUUGUAGAUAUUUGUGCAGGAGCUACACACAGACCAGUAGUUAACCAGAUUGAAACAAAUCCUUUCUUUGCUCAGCAGAAAGUCGUUGACUUCCAAGGUAAAUUUGGAACAAAGAUUACUGCUUACGCUCCAAUUGGUGCUGCAGGAUUUACUGCUAGUGAUCUGCUCAAAGAUGAGACCUUAGCAGAGAUUGCUACAAAGCAUAACGCUACUGUAGCCCAGGUUGCAUUAGCUUGGAACAUGAAAAGAGGUGUCAUCGUCAUUCCCAAAUCCAUGACCAAAGAAAGAAUCCAAGAGAACUUUGAUGCAUUAAAUGUUGACUUAGAUGAAGAAGACAUGGAGAAGAUCAAUGCUUUAGAUAAGAAUCAGAGAUGCUUUAACCCAGAAGACUGGGACUACCCACAAUACGGAUGGCAAAAGAAUCCGGUUUGGGAUUAAUUAAUGCAACGUAGCACCUUCUAUCCAAUUUCUACCUAUAUUUCU